AUGUCGAACCGCUCGCACGCCAGCGCAGAUUCGCCACAGCUUCAGAGUUGUGACCGGACUACGAGUUCAAAGACGGUGACCGUUAAUUUCAUGGCAUCGUACGGCUCUUGUUUUAUGGCAGUUGAUCACAAGUUUACGAGCACGGUCGCAGAUGUCAACGUCACGAUCAGGACGCAUUUGCAGACAGACGUCUACACGUGUGUUCGAUUACCUCAGUGCGAAAAGCACGCGUUCGUAUUUUAG
Soboliphyme baturini is the source of this 243-nucleotide messenger RNA. The record is from the annotation of a GenBank genome assembly. NCBI's taxonomy places the organism in Eukaryota, Metazoa, Nematoda, Enoplea, Dioctophymatida, Soboliphymatidae.